Molecule: messenger RNA, 1400 nt
Organism: Nematostella vectensis (starlet sea anemone)
Lineage: Eukaryota; Metazoa; Cnidaria; Anthozoa; Actiniaria; Edwardsiidae
Product: periplakin
Exons: 1
Coding region: 100-861 (253 amino acids)
Source: RefSeq, a predicted model, not a curated record
GUGUGACCUUUAUCGGGCUAAGAAUUUAACGCAUUGUUUGGACUCCAAGAAGAUCGUCCCCGGCCCAUACAAAACGCUGCUUGAAUCUGUUCUUGAAAAAUGGCAUUGGAGCCACCGGGAGAGCGUAAAAAUAUGAUCAAGGGAAGCAUCAAGUCGUUUAAAGAACGCACCGCAGUAUUACAGGCAGAGUUAAAGGAGUAUGAAAACAAGAGACGAGAAUUUGAGAUCGAAACCAAGAACCAGCGGGUACGGGAGAGUCGAGCAAAGCAACAGAUGCAGCGAAUGAGGCAGAGAAUGCAGGACAUCGAUGUGAAAAUGGAAAAGAACGAGAAUAAAUUGAUGAUUCUAAAAGACAGAUUGCACCAAGCAAGACGACGCACUCAGGAUAAUUUAGAGACGACGAAAUUUCUUGAAGGGUCUCAUGUUGAUUUGGAGGGUAAGACGAAAGAUAUACAACAAGCUCAUGAAUAUGCUGCUCUUAUGAGGAGAAAAAGGAUGGCUAAGGAGAAAGAAAUUCACGCAUUAGAAGACAAGAUUGCAAUAGCUGAAAGGCGUUGCACCAAAGCCGAAGAUAGGGCGUUUGUUAUUAGAGAGAAACUCGCAACACACAGGCACCUACAGGGCAACCCCCAGAUCUCUGAAUCAGAGGUUUACACUGGUAAUGACGAUAUGGACAGAAGGGCUAACCACUUACGACAAAAAAUCAACAAAGCUGUCAUCCGGUACACGAAGGCCGAGAAAAAGGCAGCCAACUUAGAAAAUAAAGCCGAAGUUCUUGAGAUCUCCUUGGAGAACUACGAACGACGCUUCCGAGAUUUUCAACAAAGUAAACGCGAAUUGAUGAGCUCUAAAUUAUUUUAAUGUUGUGUUUAUUUAUAGACUGAAAUGAGUCGUGACAAAUAGGAUUGAACUGCUGUGGUCUAAAACGCAGUUUGGUAGAAUUACAAAACUAUGCAUGGUUGAGGCUUAUCGGAGUAUGAAGAAAAUCUUAAAGCACUUUCUUAGCGAUAAACACUUCGUCUAUGGAAUGCCUCGCAAGCUGCAGCACAGCUUUACUGGCUGUUUAAGUGUCAGAUUAUGCGAUGUUUAUCCUUUGUUAGGCAUGACGGAUCAUUUCACUAUGGAAUUAUCUAUUGUUCUUUACAUAUGGUUCCCAAAACAAUGGGGUAGCCUGAGUCUUCGUUGAAUUUAUACAAACAGGAUUUGAUUAUAUUUUCUAAAGCAGUGUCUUCUUUGCAAUUGUCGUGCUUAAUCUGUUAAAGAACAUCAAAGAUGAAGAUUUAGGUAAAAAAGACUAUCAUUAGAUUAGUAUGUUACUUAGCAACCACUGUAGAAUAUCAUUAAGGGGGCCGUGCCACGAGUUUCCCGUGGGCCACGGUUUAUUAAACAGUUCAACAGCC